UUACUGGCCAUCUUCGACUCGCUGGCACUGAUCGCUAAACUCCUAUUCUUGCGGUUAACGUUCCACGACGUCGACUUGGGAGACGCAGGUUGCAAGAUCAUCAGUUUCUUCGGGAGUUUCCUGGACCAGUUUUCGGUGUGGAUUCUGGUCUUGUUGACAAUAGAGAGGUUCGUAGCCGUGUGGCUUCCACUAAAAGUCUCUUGUUGGUUCACCAUGUUCCGAGCCCGUAUCGCCGUCAUUGUAACGGCAAUUUGCCUCCUUCUCAUCAAUUCUAACAUUCUUUUCACGCUCCGACAAGUGGAACACGAGGGAGGCAGAGACUGCUAUUUCCAUGCAGAGUACGAGUUUUUUGUCAAACGGGUUUGGUACUGGCUGGAAAGCUGUCUCUCUGCUAUAUUACCUUGUCUUAUCCUAACCGUCUUGAACUACCUCAUUAUCUGCCGCAUGCGGACAUCCAUGGACAAACAGAAAAAGAUGCUGUCAGGAGUCGAAAAUCCUAACACGACAAAGCAGGCACACAAAACUCACCUCACCGUCAUGCUCGUGACUGUGUCCGUCUCAUUCGUGAUCAUGGUCUUGCCUUUAGCUGUUUUCAACGUGUUCCGUGGCACCUGGGACAUUUCCACGAGUACACACGAGAGGGCCAAGUUUUUCAUGACGGCCGAGAUCACCCAUUUAUUGGCCGACUGCAAUCACGGCUUAAAUUUCCUGUUCUACUUUUUAAGCAGCAGACGCUUUCGCCGUAUGUGUUGGAUGAUCCUACGCUGUAAAACCUAUUAUCCAAUGUACACAGGAACAACACGGAAUUCUUAUCUGAAAUCCACAACUUCAACUACAAAUACAUAUUACCUUCAUACAUCCAUGCGGACAAACAGUGGGAUAUGAAAAGCCGCUUUAAAAUGUUGAAGAUAUAUCAUGUGAAGCAAAUAUCAUGCAAGGUCCAAGAUAAAGCCGUUUUCAAAUAUUAUCUCAAAGUUUGCUGAACGAAAACAAAGAGUAUCAAGCACUUGAGUAAUUUACGUUAGUAUUUUUACAGUGAAUGCCACAGGGACAAGGUCGCACAACGUUGUCAAGCCAGGCAUGUGCUGGACUGGUGAUUUUUGUUCUGUGAGUGGAUAAUUAUACGAGCCUACUUGAGGUCGUUGCAAUGUUAUAGGAUGUACUGUAUCGAGUGUGCAAGAUAUGAAAAAUGAUGCCCACACUAUGUAGAUACGUGUACAUUUUACUUUUAAAUGGCCGUGAUGUGAACGUUUUGCCUCCGACAGAACUGAUGUGCCCACCCUGUAAAACCCACGACGGAACUACAAAACUAACUUUGCUACUAUUUCACAUGACGGUGGACAGCAGUUUCUUUACCCGUUUUCAGCAGGAUUUCCGCCCAUUGAUCGGUGGCCAACGUGUGUUGAAUUUUAUCAGCGUUCUUUUUCCACAGAUUGUGUCACUGGAUUACAAUACUUUCUCUCCCAGUUUACUGCACCGGUAUUACAACAACCAUAUCAAACAUUUUAGAUACAUCUAUUGUGCUUGAUGUCGGGCUGGCUUCUAAUACAAACUAAGCUGAUGGGCUGCUUAUUGGCCAGUCGAGGUUUUGCAGUAGGUUGUGUCUUAUCGGAUCAAACAACAUUUAUUGAUUGAACGAUAUGGCUGUCGUGAUACGUUACAUCCUCUGGUAAAUGGGAUGUUACAUGUGAUAAACCGUAUUACUCAGUUGGAUGUUUUUGCAAACUCCGGCGUUUUCCCUUCGUAGGCCUUCUUAAAGUUUAAUGAAAGACGGCGUUUUAUUUGUGAUCAUUCUGU
Messenger RNA from Liolophura sinensis, 1797 nucleotides. RefSeq names its product FMRFamide receptor-like. The annotation marks the transcript as partial. The transcript has a single exon. Gene Ontology annotation, biological process: G protein-coupled receptor signaling pathway. Gene Ontology annotation, molecular function: G protein-coupled receptor activity. The record is from RefSeq and is a predicted model, not a curated record. Lineage: Eukaryota; Metazoa; Mollusca; Polyplacophora; Chitonida; Chitonidae. Gene Ontology annotation, cellular component: plasma membrane.